Messenger RNA from Schizophyllum commune H4-8, 875 nucleotides. RefSeq lists its product as uncharacterized. The record is from RefSeq and is a predicted model, not a curated record. Bases 158 to 781 code for a protein of 207 amino acids. The transcript has a single exon. NCBI's taxonomy places the organism in Eukaryota, Fungi, Basidiomycota, Agaricomycetes, Agaricales, Schizophyllaceae.
CAGCAGAUCUGUCCAUCGACGAGCGUAAUCACCCAUCGGCCAGCGUAGUGUCAUACAAGCAUCUCAUCUCUCGAACUUUACUUCAUCCUCUGUGGGCCUUCCGUUUCGUCUGUUCCGCUGGAUAUCCCCAUUCAUCUGAAAGCUUGAUACUUACGAGAUGCCCGCAGAAGUACGGAAUGGCCGCAGAAGACGUGAUCAGCUCGCCAAGUCGCCGAUGCGGUGCAGCUCUUUACGGCAGGCUUUCUGCAGCUUUACGGCAAGCUUUCCGCAAUGCUCGGUUGCCCGCGUCCCGGCCGCAACCCUCGGAGCCUUUACGGCUGCGUAUCUCCCUCUCUUCCCGCUCACCCAACCUCCCUCACCCGAUCCCACCAAACAAACAACAUGUUUAUACCAAUUAUUUUCCUCACACUCGUUUAUACCUGUUCAAACACCCUGCACAUCUGCACACUAUCCCUUGCGAUCUCCCCGCCCUGUACUUUCUACUACUUUCUCCAUCUUUUUUGUCUUUUCCCAGGUGGUGUGUAUUUGUUGUGCUCCUUACUUUCCGACCCCUCCCCACGCAGACUACGUUAUCUCUUGGUUUGUGGAUAUACCGGAUGACUCGAAGAACAUGCUCAGACUCUAUUUUAUACGCUCUAUUCUGUCUCUCACGUAUCCCUCCGCCCCACGCUACCUUCCGCUUCGUUCUCCUCAUGUCCCAGACGUUGUUCAGUCCGGUUACUGUCUAUGCGUCCUGCUGAAUAAGUGGAAAGUACCUAUCCCUCUGGCAGUCUAUUACUGAAUAACCUAGCAUGUACUUUGUUUAUAUACCAUACUACAGAUGCGGCGCACGCAUCUGGGUCUAGGAAUUAGUUCGUGUCAGAAGUUUCGUCAAA